This is a messenger RNA of Alternaria triticimaculans, 1935 nucleotides long. RefSeq lists its product as uncharacterized. The record is from RefSeq and is a predicted model, not a curated record. Bases 1 to 1935 code for a protein of 644 amino acids. The transcript has a single exon. NCBI's taxonomy places the organism in Eukaryota, Fungi, Ascomycota, Dothideomycetes, Pleosporales, Pleosporaceae.
AUGGCUACGGCUCCUUCCUUCUGGGCUGCUGGCGGUAACAAGAUCAAGUCUGCCGAGUCUCCGAACCCCAAGAUCGCAGAGGCGCCUCCCAAAGCGAAACCAGACCCUCAACAGAAGAAGGGUCUCGUACUGAAGGGCAUGACCAACGGACAGACUACCAAUGGCGCAUCCAACGUUACCUUCCCAAAGGCCGCCGUUGGUAAGAAGACCAACUGGGCCGAUGAAGACGAUGAUGAUAACACCUUCAUCGCCGAAUUCAUGAGCCAGGAUCCGAAGAUCGCUACCCUCGAGACCACCAUCGCCCUGAAAGAGGAGCGUGUCAAGGAGUUGGACGCACUGGUCGAAACCAAGACGCUUCGUAUCGCGGAGCUGGAAGGCGCAGUCCAAGACAAGGACACCCACAUUGGCGAUCUCGAGACGGAGAUCCAAAAGAAAGACGUCGAAAUGGAGAAGCUUAGGAAGAUGAACGGCGACCAGCUCGCUCACAACCAGGAGCUUAUGCGCGAGGCUGGAGAGAAGGACAGCCAGAUCAAGAACCUGAAGGCCGAGCUUGAAGAGAAGGUUUCGACGAUUGGUAGCCUUAAGGAGGCGAAGAAGGCUGCAACCAUUAGCAGUCUCGAGCAGGAGUCGGCCGCACUCGUCCCCGUCCCCACAAACGAUGAAGUGACUACUGAGGAUGCACCCAAGGACGGAAUCUCAGAGAGCACAAAGUCUAAUGGCACUGAAGUCGUUACCGCGACGGAGACCAAGACUAAGAAGGCCGCAUCUGUGGCUUCCGAUUCUGAUAGCUUUGAGAUCGUCGAUGCUCCCAUGACUGAGGAGGUCAAGAAAGAGAAGCCUGCGAACGUCGUCACUAAGCAGUCCGAGGAGACCGAAACGGCAAAGAACACCAGCGGCCCGUCGCUCGUCUCAUCCUCAUUCCCCAACUUCGUGACGAAGGAGACCCUGAAGGUCGUUCCUCCGGCUCCGAAGCCCAAGACCCUGACUUUUGGCAUUGACAUGUCCAAGUACGGGAAGAAGCCAGCCCCGUCUGCUGCUGUGAAGACCCCACCUACAUCGUCGCCCGUUGCCGAACUGAACGGCCAUACCACACCCUGGGGCCACUCGUCCCGGCAGGCGCGCGACAAGACCGGUACCAUGCCAGAGCUCAACCCCGCGGCUGACAUCCGUCACAUGUCGCACGGGCAGCGCGUUGUUUUCGGUAACGGUCCUGAGGUUAUUGUGAAGCUUGGAGAGACCAAGCUGGCUACCAUUCCAAAGUACGUUUUGAUGCAGUGCUCAGGCAAGGCCUACAAGCACUUCACUGCCAAUCCCGACGCAACCUCUUGGAGCCUUCCCGCCGGCUCGAUGGACGCCGAUGCUGCGACGGCGCAUCUGAAAUGGAUGGACGAGAUGACGUACCAGAGCAGGGUUUACUCUGUUCGUCUCCAGACUGAGACGGUAUAUGAUAAGAAGAAUCUGCAUAUCUGCCGCGCUGCGCGGGUUCUAGGUCUCAACAACACCUACGUGGCCCAGUUCACCAAGCAAUUCUGCGACCGGAUCCGUGCCCAGGACGUGUCUUUCGAGUUCAUGGACCUUCUUUGCCAGUUGGCUUACCCGGAGAACGACCCCGUGUUUGACUGCAUGGUUCACAACCUUGUCAACCAGAAGAAGGUUGGCAACGCCAAGGGCGCGGCCGAUUUGGAGAAGCUGAUGGCCAAGCAUCAGUCCCUGAAGGAGAAAGUAGAGAAGAUCGAGAAGCGGAUCGGAGGUCGUCCACGCAAGACUUGGAACUCCCCCGAGGGCAGUACUCGCGGUGGAAGCAACGACCGCAGCGGCAGCAAAGGUGGAAACCGUGGCAAGUCAGCACCACGCAACCCGCCUGUUGCACCAGCGCCUGGUAACAAGCCCGUUACUCCUGCGCCGGGUGACGCGUUGUUCACCACCCUCCACUAG